CCGGGUACUGUAAACACCACAGACCAUCGUAGAAAGCAAAUACAUUCCUGGAGAAUAGGAACUGUAUAAAACUACUAAACAAUGUUUAACUAGUGUGUAAUAUGAACAAAUGUAGAUAUUAGUUCACACAAGUAUUAUCUGAUAAACAUGAUUGGAGGAGACUUUACUUCUGUUUUUCUGGUUAAUAUUACAGGAAGUAUAGAUGAGGGUGAUUUCCCUGGAUUAAAUGACUCCUUAUAUUGUCGUGUCUGCUGGGUGUAUGGUCAGGACUGGAGUGUAACAGCAGGACAAGAAGAGGGACUAUCUCAGAUUGCUGGACAGAGCCAUGAUAGAUUAGCGAGGAUGGUUUGGAACUUCCCUCUAGAUAUAACCUUCAAAUCUACAAGUCCUCAUGGAUGGCCCCAGGUGGUUUUAGCAGUUUAUGGCCCGGACACUCUAGGAAAUGAUGUAGUAAGAGGAUAUGGGGCGGUUCAUGCUCCUCUAGCUCCGGGUAGACAUAGAGCUCGAGUUCCGAUGUUUGUACCUGAGUCGACCAGCCGGCUACAGAAGUUGGCCGGCUGGUUUCUAGGACGGAGACCAGAGUUUGUAGAUCCCAGGGUUGUAGCCAGUGGUCAGGGGAGGGAUGUAACUAGAGUUCGGAGUCAGGGGCACAUAACCAUAUCAUUCAAUAUGAUUUGUAAAGACCUGAGCAAGCUAGGGUAUACAAGCAGUACCAAGGAUUUAGGAGUACUUAGAGCUCCUUUUGCGGAGGGGAGGGGUGAGCUGACCAUCCCAGGAGGAGGAGGAGGAGGAGAAGGAGGAGGAGGAGGAGGAGCAGCAGGACUAGAGGAUAUACAGGAGGAAAGGGAGGAGGUGGUAACUGCAGGACUGGAGAAUCUCUCUAUUUCCUGAUCAAACAUAAACCAUUCAUUUAUCCGUCAUGCAUCCAUGCAUGGGAAUUCUUCUAUGCAUGCACAGUUUUGCAUUUCUUAAAUUAAAAAUAAAAGUAUUUGAAUGAAAUACGAAAUUGUAUUGUUAAAUAAAAAUUAACAUGUUA
Messenger RNA from Eurytemora carolleeae, 1036 nucleotides. RefSeq names its product B9 domain-containing protein 1 (gene B9d1). The transcript is spliced from 6 exons. The record is from RefSeq and is a predicted model, not a curated record. Gene Ontology annotation, cellular component: MKS complex. Bases 148 to 891 code for a protein of 247 amino acids. Gene Ontology annotation, biological process: cilium assembly. Lineage: Eukaryota; Metazoa; Arthropoda; Copepoda; Calanoida; Temoridae.